Messenger RNA from Liolophura sinensis, 2359 nucleotides. RefSeq names its product neuromedin-U receptor 1-like. Lineage: Eukaryota; Metazoa; Mollusca; Polyplacophora; Chitonida; Chitonidae. The record is from RefSeq and is a predicted model, not a curated record. Gene Ontology annotation, cellular component: plasma membrane. The transcript is spliced from 3 exons. Bases 363 to 1439 code for a protein of 358 amino acids. Gene Ontology annotation, biological process: G protein-coupled receptor signaling pathway. Gene Ontology annotation, molecular function: G protein-coupled receptor activity.
ACCACGUGAGAAUUCGGCUGACCUCCGCUAAACUUUUGUACAAGUGUCCCGCACAGUCACAUGCAUUAUCUGCUCUGGGAACAUUCACAAAGUGCGGUGGUAUAGCUUACACUCAGACAAGACGCUGGUACCGGUGAAGUGGACAUUUCGUCCACUUGUAGAAAUUGUUCUUGCUGCCUACUCGUGACUGUACGUCAUGCUCCUGUGUAGGUGAAGUCACUCUCAGUCUGGCACCGUUCUCAACUUCCCACACAUUUGGAGAAAACACUGACAAAAUAAGUAGACCUAUUAGGAUUUAUGCAAUCCCAUGGGGGGACUAUUCAGGAGGAUGUAGAAGUUUUCUCGCUGUUUGAUACAACAUCAUGAACAAUAGCUCUUCCUACAGCGGCUUCCAAAACCUCACACCAGAAGCAUUCCUUCAAGACCGAUUGUCCAAACAGCUCUGGCAAUACCUGGCGCCUAUAUUUCUGAUUAUAGGGCUGCUUGGAAACGCAUGUGUGUUCCUUGUCCUCAAGACCAUGCAGUUCCAGAAAAAGUCGACUUUGCUUUACUUCUUCUUGUUGGCUCUGUCAGACACUGUGGUUUUACUGGUAGGUUUACCAUACUACUGGAUACUGGAGACGUUUGAAAUCAACCUUAGAGCCCAGUCGAACGCGGGAUGUAAAAUUUUGAUGUUCUUGACCUAUUUUUCAAUGCAUACAUCUUCCUGGAUUCUGGUGGCGGUUUCCAUCGAGAGGUUCGUGAUUAUUAAAUUGCCAUUAAAGUCCUCGUCCAUAGUUACUGUUAAGCGUUCCAGGUACUCGGCAACCAUCAUAGUGGUUCUUUUGUUCUUUGUUGACGGAUAUUUGAUAUUCACCCAGCAUGUUCAGGACGGGUCCUGUGGAUCGUUCCCAGACGAUGGUUUCCUGUAUUAUUUUGACGAGAAUGUGUUUGUUUGGGUUGACUUUUGUCUCUUGUCCGCCAUUCCUGCAGCAAUAAUGGCUACAUGCAACGUCUCAAUAACGCUGGAACUCCGACAAAGUGUGAAGCAGCAAACUAUGCUGACGCGGUCGUCUCAACAGUCGCAACCAACACACCAUGGUCACAUCAGUAGCCUGACAAGGAUGCUCCUGGCGGCUAACAUUAUGUUUCUCUUCACAACUCUGCCUAUCUCCGUUUACUUCAUCGUGGACACAUUUCUCGAGUUAAAACAAAAAGAUCCACUGGUGAAAGCCCGGAUGGACUUGGCCUGGAGUAUUGUUUACCUAAUACAGUACCUGAAUUACACUACCAACUUUUACAUUUAUGUGGCCCGAGGAAACCGUUUCCGCCAGGCUUUCUGGAAGUUGAUUGGUUGUUCGCACAGUGAGCUUCGUUCUGCCAGUUCCGAGAGAGGAAUGUCGGGAAGGUUGCGCCAGCUCCACAGGAACAGUGUCUCAUCGCAGCAAACCGUUAUAUAAGACGAAACCAACUUGCAGCUGGUACAUGUAGAUAUGCCUAACUGAAAAAUUUUGUUUGAAAAUGUUAGGUAUUCUGAAACAGGGAGGUGCAAUUUCAGAGUGAAUUUAUCUGAAAAGCGAGGUGCAUAUACUGUCAAAAAAUUAAUCUGUUAAUUUUAACAGAAAGUCCGUAGUUUGAGUGAUGCUAGAAUGCAUUCCGUUAUUUCAACAUAAUACUGUGUCUUACUUAAUAUAAUAUCCCGUUAGCCUAAUAGAAUUGUUAUGUUGAAUUAAUAGACUAUGUGUGUUAUAUUAAUAGAAUAAUCUAAUACAAAAGCAGAAUACAUUCUUCACAACAGACUUUCUAUUCAAAGUAACAUAUUAAUUUUUUGAGCGUAAGUUGAAUUUAUACAACUGGUCUGGUUGCAAACAACCAGGUCAACAAGAAUGAUAGUUUAUUUUGACUACGUGUGGAAAUAGUAUGUUCCCAGGUAAAUGCAUUGACAUUUCAAAGUCUGGCUGCAUUGAAAUUGUGCUACCAAUUUCUUUUUAGGUAAAUUAACACGUGCGUCUGUUCUAGCCGUUCUAUGAAAAAUAGAAUUCACUGUUGCUCCUUUAUGCAUACGCUUUCCCGAGUGUCUGUUUGGCAGUGGUAGCUGUUCAGGUGGGAGAAACGUCCGUUAUGCUGGCGAAGUAUUUCAGCCAUCACGAACAAGCACGUGAAUCUAGGGUGUCUGACUUAUAUUAUGCAGCCGUAAAGAUUUUGUUCAAUAAAAAUUUUUGUACUGACAAAAUAUACAUGUGUUUAAUAUCACAAAGUGUGUGGUUUAAGUUUUUGUUCGAUUUUUUUCCAAAAACAUUUAAAUGAAUAUUAUUAUCUGAAAAAUGUAUUAUUUCAUGAGAGCCCUCGCAGGCCAUACUAUAUUAGCCAUACUUUUCUC